Molecule: messenger RNA, 1600 nt
Organism: Nematostella vectensis (starlet sea anemone)
Lineage: Eukaryota; Metazoa; Cnidaria; Anthozoa; Actiniaria; Edwardsiidae
Product: RYamide receptor
Exons: 2
Coding region: 377-1471 (364 amino acids)
Biological process (GO): G protein-coupled receptor signaling pathway
Cellular component (GO): membrane
Molecular function (GO): G protein-coupled receptor activity
Source: RefSeq, a predicted model, not a curated record
AAAGAAUGGUAUUAGUCGAACACUAUAACAGGACACGGCAUUUUGCCCUAUGGCGCGACCAUCUGGCAUGUGUUUUGUCCCUUAUAUCUCUUCAUUUUCAUUUGUAUUUCUCAGGAAGCGGUCUUACAAUACUUGUCCGUAGAGUAAUCACUUGACGCAAGACUCGCUCGAGUUCGGAGGUAUUAGCGCAUCAUUCACCUUCCAAAUAUCCAAGUCUUCAACACGGGCCUCCCUGGCAGUAGAAUUACAACGCCUAUCACGACACAAGUACUUGGGGGAGCUAUUUGACACCAUAAGCACACAAAUUACCUUCCAAAAAUUCAAGUCUAUAAUUGGUACUAAGUGCAAGCUGGAACAAAAGAUAACCUAAAAUAUAAUGAAUGAAUCGGACUAUUUUAAUAACAAGACCUACUGGCGAGGACCUCGAGACACGGUGCAAGGACUCGUCAUAAAGACCUUCGCUCUGAGUUCAAUCUCGCUAAUCGCCAUUCUCGGAAACGUGCUCGUCAUUGCAGCUGUUUAUCGCGUUCCGCGCAUGCGCACAGUCACUAAUUAUCUCAUUGUAAAUCUCGCCACCGCAGAUCUUCUAUACGUCUUGAUUGACGUGCCGCCAUUUUAUUUGGAAAUCUUUAACAUGUUCGAGUGGUGUUUGGAGACAUAUAUCCGAAGCAUCUAUUUCUGUAAAGUGGUUAACUUCGGCCAGUGUCUGUUGGUUUCGACUUCCGUCUUAACAUUAGCGUGUAUCGCCGCUGAUCGAUACUUUGCUAUUGUUCGCCCUCUCAAGCGAAUUCUGACAAAGCCUGUUUUCCGUUGGCUCGUCCCAGUCGUCUGGGUUAUAUCAGCAGGCCUUGCUACACCGAUAUUGUACGCGUAUCGUGUGAUUAACUAUCAAGGUUACUUUGUAUGCAGUGAGGAAUGGGGACCCGGCCUCGAUGUGGUGCAAACGUCCCGGAUUUACACAUUAGUGUUAUUUGUUGUUGGGUACUGUGUACCGUUUGUUGUCAUGGCAACCAUGUACUCCAUCAUGUUCACAAAGCUGUGGGUGCGAAAGAUACCCGCCUCAGCCUGUAGUCGAAGUUGCCAAAUCGUGGAAUCUCGCAAGAAGGCAGUGAUAAUGCUCAUCACCGUAUUUGUUGUGUUCGUCUGUUGUUGGUUACCAGUGCAAGUUCUAGGCUUCAUGUGGAAUUACGGUGAAUACGAUAUCCCUGCGCCUGCGCUGUUCGCGUGCAAGAUUCUGAUGCGUGUGCAUGCGGCAACUAGCCCAUGUAUCUACGCGGCGUUCAGCGAGAAUUUUAGGAAUGCUUUCAAAAUGGUAAUUCUCCAGCUGUGUUGUUGCUGGAAAGAGUCCGUCAAGUCUCGUCUGAUACUUGAAAUGGCAAAUAAAGUAUCUUUCUCGCGGAGCCGUUCAGAGACACGAAGUACAAUAAAAUACUUGUAUAACAGGCGCGAUAGCGGAGCACGGCAACUAUAGUGGAAAUAAGUUAUAUGUAAUGAAUGGUAAAUACAUAUAUACAGAUAAUGAUGUGAUUAAAUUGAUUGGAUUAUCAUGACAAUAGCGACAUAGUUGUUGAAAAUAAAACAAAUCGCAUUGCAUGCUGGA